Messenger RNA from Camarhynchus parvulus, 2834 nucleotides. Its product is annotated as putative cation exchanger C521.04c. The record is from RefSeq and is a predicted model, not a curated record. Gene Ontology annotation, molecular function: calcium:proton antiporter activity. Gene Ontology annotation, biological process: intracellular calcium ion homeostasis; calcium ion transmembrane transport. Bases 48 to 2354 code for a protein of 768 amino acids. NCBI's taxonomy places the organism in Eukaryota, Metazoa, Chordata, Aves, Passeriformes, Thraupidae. Gene Ontology annotation, cellular component: membrane; endomembrane system. The transcript has 19 exons.
GGCCGGGCCGGGCCGGGACCACCUGCGCUGCACCUGCUGCUCUCGCCAUGGCCGCUGACAUCGAGCCCGGCCGCCGCCACCGCCGCUGCUGCGCGCAGGACACGCCCGAUGCUCCCAAGGUCGCGGAUUCCCGCGGUGACAGCGACGGCCCCCGCCGGGGCUCCCUCUGCGACCGGCACUGCGCUGCCAUCAACAACGUGCAGGGGGACCUGGGGGAGCUCGGCUGCCACCUGCACCAUCCCCGUGUCCCCCCAGCCACGUCCACCCCGUCCUGCUGCCAGCAGCACUCGGAGGAGGUGUGUGAGAGCUGCCUGGUGAAAACCACCCUGACGGCCGAGAACGCUGUGGAGGCCAACAAGCUCUCCAACAACUACAAGUUUGGCUUCAAGAAAUGGAAGAGCCACGUGACGGCGCGGCCCUGGGAGGACCGGUCCGAGAUUGUCAAGGAGCUCUACUCUGACCUCAACAUCGUCCGAGGCUCUGGAGGGUCCACGCUGACGUGUGGGAAUGUCCUUUACCUGCUGCUCUUUGGCUGGUGGCUCUCGCUCCUCUACGUCCUCGUGGCUGCUGUGAUGUUCAUCACCAUCAUGGGGGCUCCUUAUGGGAGGCUCUGCUGGGACCUGGCCGGGUAUUUCCUCUGGCCCUUUGGCAAAGUGAUCCAGAAAGUGGAGGUGCCCAAAUCCCAUCAGGCAUGUGAGGCCGGCGUGGGGGAGAGCUCAGCCCUGCUCGGGGGUCCCACAGCGCUCUGGUGGCGCCCGUGGUGCUGGCUGGGCACUGGAUACUGGCACCACGCCAGCACUGCGGUGUGGCUGUGCCUGGGAUACCCAGUGCUGGCUCUGGCCCACGGGCUCGUGUGUGUCACCGCCUGGCUCCUCAUCGUCCUCAUCCCCGUGGCCAAGCUGAGCGCCCGCGCCACCUCCCGCGUGCUGCUGCUGCCCCCGGAGCGCGUGCUCAUCCGGCCCCUGAGGAUGAGAGAGGUGCCUCUGGAGGGAGAGGUGAUUCUCUGCUGCUACCGCGCUGCCAACCCCUACUACUACAAAUACGCCGUGGAUGGCAUCAACGUCUUUGCCGUCAACCUGCUGCCCCUGGUGCUGGUGACGCUGGUGCUGGGCUACGUGGACAGCCCCAACCACCUGACGGGCUCUGCUGUCAAGUUCACGCUGGCCCUGCUCUCCAUCAUGCCCCUCUCCUACUACAUCGGCAUGGCCAUCGCCAGCAUCUCGGCCCAGAGCAAUUUCGCGGUGGGGGCGGUGGUGAACGCCACGUUCGGCUCCAUCACCGAGCUCACCUUCUACAUCACCGCCCUCAUCAAGGGCUCGCGCGAGGGCAACCGCUGCUACGCCGAGGUGGUCAAGUCAGCGCUGACGGGGACACUGGUGGGCUGUGUCCUCUUUGUGCCGGGUCUGUGCAUGGUGAUCGGGGGCAUCCGGCACCAGGAGCAGCGGUUCAACAGCCGCUCUGCGGGCGUCAGCUCGGCCCUGCUCUUCCUCUCCGUGGGAGGUGAGUUGGGGACAGGGCUGUCCCCAGGGCUGGGGGUCCCACCAGGGUGGGUGCCUGCUCCAUGUGCUGUCCCUGCAGGCGUCUUUGCCCCAACGCUCUUCUCCAAGGUGUACGGGAAGCUGGUCUGUGGCGAGUGCCACAACGUCACCCAGAACCCGCUGGGCCACUACCUCUGCCACAACUGUCACUUUGACCUGAUGGACAACAACGGCACCCUCUACUACAGCCACGUCCAACCCCUGGUGUACACGGUGUCCAUCCUGCUCCCUGCUGCCUACCUCAUCGGGCUCUUCUUCACCCUCAAAACCCACACGCACAUCUACGACAUCCACAUCAGCGACUGUCACAUGCCUGGCCACCACCACAGUGCCGUGGUGCACUGGUCCCGCUGGCGGGCCCUGGUCAUCCUCCUGCUCUCCACCCUCUGCAUGUCAGCCUGUGCUGACCUGGCCACGGAGCACAUCAGCCCCAUCCUCACCAACUCCACCAUCUCACAGUACUUCAUCGGUGUCACUGUGCUGGCAAUGGUGCCCGAGCUGCCAGAGAUUGUCAAUGGCAUCCAGUUUGCCCUGCAGAACAAUCUGAGCUUGAGCAUCGAGAUCGGGAACUGCAUUGCGGUGCAGGUCUGCAUGCUCCAGAUCCCCAUCCUGGUGCUCUUCACCAUCUUCUACCCGACCAACUUCACGCUCGUCUUCAGUGACCUCCAUGUCUACGCCAGCAUGUUCAGCGUGGUGCUCAUGAACUACAUCUUCAUGGAUGGCAAAUGUGACUAUUUCCAAGGCACGGUGCUGGUGAUGGUUUACUUCAUCCUGCUGGCCGUGUAUUUCUUCGCCCCGUCGCCCAGCGGCUGCUGAGGUUUGGAUUCUCCUGUCUCCAACCCCCUCGUUGGGAUCAGCACCCAUCAGGACCUUUUCCAUGUCUCAGGGACCUGGCCGGGCUGGCUCCGGUCUGCAAGCGCCGUUUCCCGAAGCUCCUGCUGCUGCUGGGCUCCCCCGUGGGCCUUCAGGGAUGGAAGGGUGGUGGCAAUGGGAUGGCUCCCAAAGUGAGGAGCCUCAAAGGCAGAGCACGUCACACGGGCAUCUCCAGCCCACACUCGAGUGGCUGGAAGGAAAACUGUCCUUAGAGGAGGGUCUGGAAGGGAUUUCUGUGUGUCUCGAGGACAGAGCCCUCCCUGGGAUGUGCUGCACUGGGAGGAGGUGCCUGACAAGCCCCUCACCCUCCCAGGCCUGGCAGGGGCCUGGGAAUCGCACACGGGAUGUUUGAUGGCACCAGAAAUGCACCCAAAGGUAUUUUCAGCUGUUUUGUCAUUAAAGCACUUUUGUACAAAUCAGAAA